AUGCGUCGAGGGCACCACCGACUGCGUGUAAAUGUGUCUGGGGAAUAUGCGGGGAGGGCGCUGAAUUUGUUGCUGGUGAGCGGGCGCCACGUAGCAACACGGAAACUCUCCAACUUUGAAGAAGUUGCUACGUUGCGCCGGGAGCUUGCGGCCGCCCAACAACGCAUAGCGGAGCUACAGUUGAGUCAAGUUGCCGUUCACGAGGCCCUGCUGAAGCGACUGGAGGAGUCUCACCAGGCUGUGCAUAAGGCGGCAAUUCAUGCACGGCACGCCGCAUUGGCAUUGCAGUGCAGCCACGAUUUGAUGGAGAGAGAGUUGCGUCGCGUGCUGUCCAUCACGCCAACCAGCAGUAAUAUGAGCGGAGUUGAAGUGGAUCGUCUGCGACGGGCUGCUGUGGAGGCGGGCGCGAGGGAAAUUGUAAGAAGGAACAUAGGCUUCCGAGUAGAAAAGCAAUUGGAAGAUCAGUUGCAAGUCGAGAAGGAUAGUGGGGAGAGCAACACGAUCAAAGGUGGAUGA
Trypanosoma brucei brucei TREU927 is the source of this 516-nucleotide messenger RNA. RefSeq lists its product as hypothetical. The record is from RefSeq and is a predicted model, not a curated record. The transcript has a single exon. The coding region runs from base 1 to 516 and encodes 171 amino acids. NCBI's taxonomy places the organism in Eukaryota, Euglenozoa, Kinetoplastea, Trypanosomatida, Trypanosomatidae.